AGAAUAUGAUCUUUUUAUGAUGAUAUGUCCGAGUCUGAUGAGGAAGACGCCGCUGUGGUGGUGGUCGACAACGGCUCGGGGUCGAUCAAAGCAGGCUUCGCAGGCGACGAUGCACCACGAUGUGUGUUCCCGUCGAUGAUUGGACGCCCAAAGUACCAGAAAAUGAUCCCUACCUCCAUGAUCACGCGUGAUCAUUUUGUCGGCGACGAGGCCCAGAGAAAGCGAGGUCUUCUCAGCAUCAAAUACCCCAUCGAACGCGGAAUCGUCACUAACUGGGAGGAUAUGGAGACGAUCUGGCAUCACACCUUCUACAACGAGCUCCGUGUCGACCCCAAAGAACUGCUUGUCUUUUUCACCGACGUCCCGAAGAGCACGAAAGCUAGUCGAGAAAAGACUACCCAGAUUAUGUUCGAGAAAUUUGGCGCCAAAGGUUUCCAUGUCUGCACACAGGGCGUCUUGUCCCACUGUGCGGCAGGACGCACCAUGUCCGUCAUGCUGGACAUCGGCGACGGGGUCAUCAGUGUGGUACCGGUAUUCGAGGGCUACAUUAUCACCCCCGCCGUUCACCAAGUCAACUUCGGUGGCCGGGAUCUCACCCAACACAUGAUGAAGAUGCUGAAUGAUCGGGGGUAUUCGUUUGUUACAACUGCCGAGAGAGAAGUUGUUCGGGAGAUUAAAGAAAAAGUUUGCUACAUCGCUCAGGACUUUGAGAAAGAGAUGCUCGGCUCAUCUGCAUUGACCAAAACCUAUACACUCCCGGAUCUGCACGAUAUCACUCUUGGCAACGAGAUCUUCCGCGUCCCCGAAAUCCUCUUCCAACCCUCUCUGGCUGAUCGGGAUCACGCCAGCGUUCACAAACUCGUCUACGACGCCAUCAUGAAAUGCGACAUCGAUCUCCGAGUGCAUCUUUACUGCAAUGUCUUUCUUGUCGGGGGAUCCACGAUGUUCCCCGGAUUCCAAGAAAGACUCCAAAAAGAACUGUCCGCCAUGUUUCCUCAAAAGGCAAAGGUCAGGGUCAAUGCUCCACCAGAAAGGAAGUAUACGGUGUGGAUCGGUGGGUCCAUCCUUGCCUCACUUUCAAAUUUCAAGGAGAGUUGGAUUACGAAGAAGGAGUAUGACGAACAUGGACCAAGUGUUGUACAUAAAAAAUGUACGAACUAGCAGAAGUGUUUACAAGCUGAUAAAAUGCAAUUGCAUAAAAUGUCAGGUGAUCCGACAUAUUUUGGUCUUGCGG
Molecule: messenger RNA, 1234 nt
Organism: Strongylocentrotus purpuratus (purple sea urchin)
Lineage: Eukaryota; Metazoa; Echinodermata; Echinoidea; Camarodonta; Strongylocentrotidae
Product: actin-5
Exons: 4
Coding region: 25-1161 (378 amino acids)
Source: RefSeq, a predicted model, not a curated record